Molecule: messenger RNA, 1134 nt
Organism: Artibeus jamaicensis (Jamaican fruit-eating bat)
Lineage: Eukaryota; Metazoa; Chordata; Mammalia; Chiroptera; Phyllostomidae
Gene: THAP7
Product: THAP domain containing 7
Exons: 5
Coding region: 47-1003 (318 amino acids)
Biological process (GO): regulation of DNA-templated transcription
Cellular component (GO): nucleus
Source: RefSeq, a predicted model, not a curated record
CUCUCCACACCUCGCGAGACUCCGGCGGCUUAGCAAUGGCGAGAUCAUGCCGCGUCACUGCUCCGCCGCCGGCUGCUGCACACGGGAUACGCGUGAGACGCGCAAUCGCGGCAUCUCCUUCCACAGACUUCCCAAAAAGGACAACCCAAGGCGAGGCUUGUGGCUGGCCAACUGCCAGAGGCUGGACCCCAGCGGCCAGGGCCUGUGGGACCCAGCAUCUGAGUACAUCUACUUCUGCUCCAAACACUUCGAGGAAAACUGCUUUGAGCUGGUGGGAAUCAGUGGCUAUCACAGGCUGAAGGAGGGUGCAGUUCCCACAAUAUUUGAGUCUUUCUCCAAGUUGCGCCGGACAACCAAGACCAAGGGGCACAGUUACCCACCUGGUCCCCCCAACGUCAGCCGGCUUCGGCGAUGCAGGAAGCGCUGCUCUGAGGGCCGAGGGCCCACAACUCCUUUUUCUCCACCUCCACCUGCUGAGGUCACCUGCUUUCCUGUGGAAGAGGUCUCGGCACCUGCUGCUUUGCCUGCUUCCCCCACUGGGAGGCUGGAGCCUGGCCUCAGCAGCCCCUUCUCAGACCUCCUGGGGCCCCUGGGUGCCCAAGCAGAUGAAGCAGGCUGCAGCACCCAGCCCUCACCGGAGCGGGAGCCAGAACGCCAGCCGUCCCCUCUUGAGCCAAGGCCUGUCUCACCCUCAGCCUACAUGCUGCGCCUCCCGCCCCCCGCCGGAGCCUACAUCCAGAAUGAGCACAGCUACCAGGUGGGCAGUGCCCUGCUCUGGAAGCGGCGGGCUGAGGCUGCACUUGAUGCCCUGGACAAGGCUCAGCGCCAGCUGCAGGCCUGCAAACGGCGGGAGCAGAGGCUACGGCUGCGGCUAACCAAGCUGCAGCAGGAACGAGCGCGGGAGGAGCGGGCACGGGAGAAGCGGGCUCAGGCAGAUGCCCGCCAGACUCUGAAGGAGCAUGUGCAGGACUUUGCCAUGCAGCUGAGCAGCAGCAUGACCUGAGCGAGGGGCCACUGAACUCAGAACUGAUUGAGGGGCUGCAAGCCUCUUCCUUAGAAUCCACCUGAAAAGGGACCUCAUGUGAGCUGCAUCCACCAGACCUACCAGGUGCCCUAAUAAAGUGGUUUCUAGCA